ACAGCGCCGUAUCAGUCAGUGACGCCGUUUGAGGAAACAGGAACACCCCAUCCAGCGUAAGAGACUCCAGAGAUACUUUCUGUCACGAUGAUGACCGCUACCAACGCCCCACCUGCCUACGUGGUUGCGCCUCAGCCCGUCGGCCAGCAACAACUGGUGACGGUGCAACCCGCUGCCGGCGUUACUUUCGGCACGGUCAACCCACAGCCUCGAAGUGGUAACUGGAAGGGUAUUCUAUGGACAGGAAUAAUUCAAGUGGUUUUGGGUUCCUUGACCGUCAUUCUGGGCAUUGUCACCCUUUCAGCAUUUAACCGUGUGAACGAUAGCAGUGAUAUUGCAUCCCCACUUUGGUGUGGUAUCGUAUUCUAUGGCUUCGCUGGAAUCUGUGCUAUAGUGUCUGGAUCUACGAAGAAUUCUGGCUGGGCUGUCGGCUACAUGGUCAUGUCCAUCUUGGCUUGUUUGGCGACGUGCUGCGUCAUUGGUUUUGGUGCUGCCAGGAUGUCAUUCAUCAAUGAACACUGCUAUCCGCGUUUAAUUACGCGUUAUCUUUAUAAUUAUUAUGGCCGCGUCGUGGCCGUCUUCGUGGCCGUCUAUGACGAUCCUCGUUCAUACUGUGAUUUGAAGGCAGCCAUCGAUGAUGUUUCUGCUACACUGAUACUUCUCGCCAUGGUGGAGUUUAUUGUCGCCAUCAUUGGUGCCAGCAUGACCUGUGGUCCCCUCUGCAGUGGUGGAUCAGCAACUCAGACUGUGAUCCACUACCAAGCUCGACCACACAUGGUGGUUGCCACACAGCCCCAGGGACCGGCCUUCUACAACGUUCCCUCUGGCCAGCCACAAAUUGCCUACCCAGCUCAGCAGGGGCAGUAUCCGCAGGCUCAAGCGCCCCCACCUGCUUACCCAGCCCAGCAGGUGCAGUAUCCGCAGGCUCAAGCGCCCCCAACCGGUGAGCAUCAGUACCAAGAACUCAUUAAAUAGGUCAUCGAAGACCUUUGACCUGA
Messenger RNA from Patiria miniata (bat star), 998 nucleotides. RefSeq lists its product as uncharacterized. The transcript is spliced from 9 exons. Lineage: Eukaryota; Metazoa; Echinodermata; Asteroidea; Valvatida; Asterinidae. The record is from RefSeq and is a predicted model, not a curated record. Bases 88 to 975 code for a protein of 295 amino acids. Gene Ontology annotation, cellular component: membrane.